Messenger RNA from Cinclus cinclus, 1257 nucleotides. RefSeq names its product KDEL endoplasmic reticulum protein retention receptor 3 (gene KDELR3). Lineage: Eukaryota; Metazoa; Chordata; Aves; Passeriformes; Cinclidae. Gene Ontology annotation, cellular component: membrane; endoplasmic reticulum; cis-Golgi network. The record is from RefSeq and is a predicted model, not a curated record. The coding region runs from base 1 to 645 and encodes 214 amino acids. The transcript is spliced from 5 exons. Gene Ontology annotation, biological process: endoplasmic reticulum to Golgi vesicle-mediated transport; protein retention in ER lumen. Gene Ontology annotation, molecular function: ER lumen protein retrieval receptor activity.
AUGAACAUCUUCCGCAUCCUGGGGGAUGUCUCCCACUUGCUGGCCAUCAUUAUUCUCCUGCUGAAGAUAGUGAAGUCCAAGUCCUGUGCUGGAAUCUCUGGGAAGAGUCAGGUACUUUUUGCCCUCGUCUUCACAACCCGCUACCUGGACCUGUUCACGAAUUUCAUCUCUGUCUAUAACACUGUGAUGAAGGUCAUUUUUUUGAUUUGUGCCUAUGUCACCGUGUAUAUGAUCUAUGUGAAAUUCCAGAAAACAUUUGACAGCGAGAACGACUCCUUUCGCCUCGAGUUCCUGCUGGUCCCUGUCACAGGCCUGUCAUUUCUGGAGAACCACAGCUUCACCCCCUUGGAGAUCCUCUGGACCUUCUCCAUCUACCUGGAGUCCGUGGCUAUCCUUCCUCAGCUCUUCAUGAUCAGCAAGACAGGGGAAGCAGAGACCAUCACGACACAUUACCUUUUCUUCCUGGGUCUCUACCGUGCUCUCUACAUUGCCAACUGGGUCUGGCGUUACCACACAGAGAAUUUCUACGACCAGAUCGCUGUGGUUUCUGGGGUGGUACAAACCAUCUUCUACUGUGACUUCUUCUAUCUCUACGUCACCAAAGUCCUAAAAGGAAAGAAGCUAAGUCUUCCCAUGCCAGUUUGAAGACAUCCCACAGGCAGUGCAAGAAAUUCCAAAGACGAAGCUGUUUUAAGAUCACAGCUUUCCUUCCCUGGCCCUUUUUGACUAAUGGAUGGCUCAGCUGAGUUUCAACCUAGUGCCAGGAAGACAAGGCUUGGAAAACUGAAAUGCUUUCAAUCCAUCAGACUCUUCCCCUCCCUUUUUUUUUUUAUUUCUUCUCACUUGAAUUUGGUGCUAGUGCCGGCCAAUACUGAAAUAGUGCAAUUUCUUCUCUCCCAGCUCUUCCCAGCAUCUACAUCCAAAACACCCCUCCAUCGUGACCCUGAGGAAGGAAAGUCCACGAAGGAAAAUGUCACUCUAGUCCUUCAGCAAGUGCCCAUAGUAAAGGGAACAUGUGGUAAUAAAGUCUGUUAACUUAACGGACCCAUUUCACAGGUGGCCAUGUCUGACAAAGCAGAUGCUACAAACUGUGUAACUCUGAAUUUUCAAGAGGGUGUUAGUUCAUACAUUCUGCCUGACCCUCUCUCUAUUCAGGCCCUGUAACAGCUAAGAAAAACACACUGCCCUUUAAAUAACAUGAAUCUUCUAAUUCCACAAGUAUUCAAACAUCUUCCCCGCUCACUUAUUUUCAGUUUC